Messenger RNA from Carcharodon carcharias (great white shark), 1304 nucleotides. RefSeq names its product TLC domain containing 5b (gene tlcd5b). Lineage: Eukaryota; Metazoa; Chordata; Chondrichthyes; Lamniformes; Lamnidae. Bases 12 to 488 code for a protein of 158 amino acids. The record is from RefSeq and is a predicted model, not a curated record. Gene Ontology annotation, cellular component: membrane. The transcript has a single exon.
UUAUAUUUGAUAUGUGCUGGUGUAUCUAUUUCCAAACGGAGGGCCUGGUGAUGCUCUCUCACCACAGCCUCAGUAUCCUGGGUAUUGUCAUGGUGCUGGCUUUGGAAUACUCAGCUGUUGAAGUCAAUGCUGUCAUCUUUGGCAGUGAGGUGACCAAUCCCUUCCUUCAGAUCCGCUGGUUUCUUCGAGAAUCUGGCUAUUACCACUCCUGGCUGGGAGAUGUUGUCGACUUUCUGUUUGUGCUGCUGUUUUUGGGUGUGAGGAUUGGGGUUGGAGGCAGGCUGCUGUAUUGUGAGUUAUCUUCCCCUGUGCCCCUCCCUGUUGUGAAGCUGGCAGGAGCUGCAAUGUAUGCAGUGUCCUGGAUAUUCAUGCUGAGCAUUGGCAGGUUUGCCUGGAGGAAGAGUAAUCAUAAAUACAAGACAUGGAGAGAAGGGAGCAGACACCCUUUACACUCACACAGCAAUGGACACAUAAAGAAAGCUUGCUAGCCUGUGACAGUGAAGAGCAGUGCUGAAAGGCAGCCAGAAACAGCCAGCGAUAUGACUUAACUUCUAUCAUCUCCUCGGUCACAAACUCCAUAAUGACUUAUUUCAAACCCAUUCUUCAUCGCACCAUUUUUCACUGCCCUUUUCAAAGGGGAGCUGUGUCUCAGUGAAGCACAUGUUAUGGGCAUCUCCUCCCAAUCACUGUGAGCUUAAAGUCUCACCUAGACUGAGCAAUGUUCUCAAUGAUGUAUCAAUCACACAAACCGUACCUCUGCAUCAUGUAUAAUAUUCAUCUCAUUCCCUGGCGAUGUGGAACAAACAGCUUUGGUUGAAUUUUGACUGAUGAUCUGGAACUCUUCUCUACCUGUCACUUAAUCUCUUUUUUUGAAGAGUCUGAUUCAUCAUGUGGUGUAGUUCCGUUGUGAUUUCAGACAAACGCCAUCGAUACAGUGAGGGUCAGAGACAGGGGUCACUGGACAGGAGCAAGAACCCUGGCUGAUUUUUGUCCUUUUCUACCCUAGGGGUGGUUGAAGCCAGUUUUCAUGUGCCUGGCCCCACCUCAGAUGAGACAGUGAACCGAGCACAGCUGAAGGAUGCACCUUGUGCUCAGCUAAUUGCAGAGUGAGUUUACUAAGCCAUUGGGCAGCCAUCCUGGAUUGUCAUUGGUUGUAGGGGAGAUUCUCAAAUCUCCCUGCAUCUCCUCAACUCCAGUAGGGAAUUCAAUAAGUUGAGUCCCUGAUGGUGCAGUUUGUGAAUGGUCUCUCCAAAGGAAGGGCUUAUUCCAGACUUAAUGCUCUGAAAAGUUACACUUAUCCAACU